This is a messenger RNA of Urocitellus parryii (Arctic ground squirrel), 7885 nucleotides long. It is a transcript of the gene Ubl7, whose product is annotated as ubiquitin like 7. NCBI's taxonomy places the organism in Eukaryota, Metazoa, Chordata, Mammalia, Rodentia, Sciuridae. The record is from RefSeq and is a predicted model, not a curated record. Gene Ontology annotation, molecular function: polyubiquitin modification-dependent protein binding. Gene Ontology annotation, cellular component: cytosol. Gene Ontology annotation, biological process: ubiquitin-dependent protein catabolic process.
AACUGCAACUCCCGGAAUGCAGCGCGGAGCUUCCGGUUUCCGGCGAGAGGGCCAGAGGAGAAAGAGAGAGCGCGAAAGAGAGAGGAUGUCUCUCUCAGACUGGCAUCUGGCAGUGAAGCUGGCUGACCAGCCACUUGCCCCAAAGUCUAUUCUUCGGUUGCCAGAGACAGAACUUGGAGAAUACUCACUAGGGGGCUAUAGUAUUUCAUUUCUGAAGCAGCUUAUUGCUGGAAAACUCCAGGAGUCUGUUCCAGACCCUGAGCUGAUUGAUCUUAUCUACUGUGGCCGGAAGCUAAAAGAUGAUCAGACCCUUGACUUCUAUGGCAUUCAGCCCGGGUCCACGGUUCAUGUUCUGCGCAAAUCCUGGCCUGAGCCUGAUCAGAAACCAGAACCUGUGGACAAAGUGGCUGCCUUGAGGGAGUUCCGGGUUCUGCACACUGCUUUGCACAGCAGCUCCUCCUACAGGGAGGCGGUCUUUAAGAUGCUCAGCAACAAAGAGUCUUUGGAUCAAAUCAUUGUGGCCACCCCAGGCCUCAGCAGUGACCCCAUUGCUUUGGGAGUUCUCCAGGACAAGGACCUUUUCUCUGUUUUUGCUGAUCCUAACAUGCUGGAUACAUUGGUACCUGCUCACCCAGCCCUGGUCAAUGCCAUCAUCCUGGUUCUGCACUCAGUAGCAGGUAGUACCCCAAUGCCAGGAGCUGACUCCUCUUCCCGAAGCAUGCCCUCCAGCUCGUACAGAGAUAUGCCAGGUGGCUUCCUGUUUGAAGGGCUCUCAGAUGAUGAGGAUGACUUUCACCCAAGCACCCGAUCUACACCCUCUAGCAGCACAUCCAGCUCUCGACCAGCCUCCCUGGGGUACAGUGGAGCUGCUGGACCCCGUCCCAUCACCCAGAGUGAACUGGCCACUGCCCUGGCCCUGGCCAGCACGCCAGAAAGCAGCUCUCACACACCAACUCCUGGUACCCAGUCAGGAACGCCUAUCACCAAUGAUCUCUUCAGUCAAGCCCUCCAGCAUGCCCUGCAGGCCUCUGGGCAGCCCAGCCUUCAGAGUCAGUGGCAGCCCCAGUUGCAGCAGCUGCGUGACAUGGGCAUCCAGGAUGAUGAGCUGAGCCUGCGGGCCCUUCAGGCUACUGGUGGGGACAUCCAAGCAGCCCUGGAACUCAUCUUUGCCGGAGGAGCCCCAUAAUCUCCCUGCUCCUUCUGAACCCCCAGCAAGUUACAGAGGCUGCUGAUGAUGAUGGGAGACACUUGUGAAGAUGUCUCCAUUUCUCUUCUCCCCAAUAUACCUGAUGGUCAUCAACUCUCCUGCUUUGUCCAGUGUUUGGCCUUUCUGGCUGAUCUGAGCUGGUAGAGGCGGGGGGCAAGCAGAGUGUGCGGUCUUGGUGCUGUGGCAUCAGGGAGCAGGGUUGGCCCCUGGUUCUGGGCCCCAAAUAGAGGAUUUUAGAUCCACAUCAUGGAAUGCUGUGUAAUACCCUUGUUCACUUUKGGGAUUGGUAGCAGUAGCCCCCAGACUCUUUGGUGCUUUGGGGUAUGACAGCCUUAGGUUGUACCCAAGGCUGGAGCAGGGCUAUGCCAGUAUUCAGGGUGAUUGUUAUGUGACAGUUAUGGCCAGAAGAGGCUCAUGCUUCUGAGAUAACCACAGUCUAGGGAGUAGCCAGUGGGUUUUCAGAGGGAGCAAGUGGGUGGCUUGCCUUCCACAUUACUGCUUCUCCCAAAGCCUUUCAAAAACUUCCUUGUCCCUGCCUUGGUCUUGCCUUACCAAACAUUUUCUGAUGCAUUUUCUUUUUUUUCUUUUAAUGAUGUCAGAAUCCAGGCCUCAAAGCUGAGCCAGAAUUCAGGGUUCUUUCCUCUGCCCUAAAGGUAUAAGUACAAGAGCAGUUGAAUAAGGAUACUAAAUAACAAGACCAACACUAACAGGGCUAAGUUUUAAUAUUAAAGAGAGGGCACCAACCCUCCCAGCAGCUGCUCCAUCUGCAGGUCCUCUGGUUCCCUUGGCACUGCAUUCCCCGCUUCCUACAGCAUCAGACGUAUUCAGGUUGAGAAAGUGGGUUUUAUAUGCUUCAGGUACUUUGUUAGCAAAAAAAUCCUUUGCCUUCAUUGGCAUUUGAGUUCAUUUGAGAGCUCAUCUGUGUGGAAAGAUGCUCAGAGCUCUGUUCCUGCCCCAGACCUUGGCAGGUGUACAAUCUUUACCAUCCCCAGUCAUGGCUGUUUGGCCUCUUCUUGUUUCUUCCUGGGACAAAAGUCUUAAAUUUUUAAGGAUAGCCUAUUCAUUCUUUAAUGUUCCCCAGAGAAUUUACCCCAAGACCCUUUCUGCCCUAAGGAACCACGUAGAACUGUUCCCUCUUUGCAUUAGCAGAACUUUAGUUACUUAAAGAGUGUAACACUUAUCCCUUUGACCUGUCCUUGUUUUGGUCCCCUGAUCUUUUCUCUGGGUGUCCUCCAGUUUAUCAGUUAUUCUUACAGGAAGCACUCAGAAGAACCCGCUAUUCCAUAUAUGCCCCAAACAGCCCAUUGUUCUUUGUCUCCUACAGACAUUUUGAAAAGUCUUUACGCAUUCCUUCACAACCCUAGGAUUAAUGUUGAAAAGUGUUUGCAUUGGCAGAAAGACUCGAUUUCUGGGCCUCUACUGCCAGGCCUCUCUGGGCCUCAGUGGUCUGCCUGAAACCCAACUAUCUCAUGGUUGAGAGCAAAGACCAGGAAGCUUUGUCUUUGAACCCAGGGUCUCUUGCUUAUUUGUGGUGGAAACAGUCUGGUUCUAUUCUCUUGUGGUAGUUGAAUGGGGCUGACAUAGCCCUUCCUGUUCCCAUGAUACAGCUUGCCCUAGAUCUGGUUUCCAUUUUGUGGCAACUCUCACCCUGACUCUAAUGCCCUUCAAAGAUAUUGGGGCUCCUUAGCUUCCCAACCCCCUUAGGCUGUGGAGUAUUUGGGUAAGCCUGCCCAAUUGCCGGAACCACCCCAGUACCAGUUACACAGCUUCCCAGAAUUGAACUGAACCCACUGUUUCCCUUUCCCUUCUUUGUCAGCUCUUUCCUCCAGGGCCUUGGCAGGUUGGGUUUGCUUCCUGUGGCCAAGUUUUAAGUAAUAUAUGUUGGGUCUGAUAAAUGCCCCCACUGAGCCUGGGGUUUUCCAGGGCCAAAGACUCCUUCCUCACCAUUGUCUCUUUCACCCUUUCAACAAACAUUAAGCUUCUGUGCCUGGUAAACAUGGUGUCCUUGCUCUCAUAGAGCUGUGUCAUUGGUAAGACAGACAACACAUUUAUACUACAGCCUAAUAAGAACUGGACCAGGCAAGUCCAAGGCCUGUGGAGGUUUCUGGGAAAGGGAGCUCACUUAUUUGUGUGUGAGAAUGAGUGAAGCUGGUUAGAAAAAGUAUAAUCCAAGAUGAGAUCUGAAGGGUGUGGAGGAAUUGGGCAGGGACGUGUAUGUGCUUAGCAGCCUGGUAGUUGGGAGAGAAUAUGGCUCUUCUAUCCCUGUCAGGAUGGAUAUGAAGAUGGGUCAUGUAAGAAGUUUUGGCUUACCCUGAGGACAGUGUAGAGUUAGAAUUUUAAUCGCGAGAGUCAGAUUUGGUUUUUAGAAGGUCAGUCUGGCUGCUGGAGGUAAAUGGAGGGGAUGGAGACAGGUUGGAGAGAGGGAGCCCAGCAAGGAAGAUGAGGCAGUGAUCUGCUUAGAACUGAGGGCUGGCCUAGCAGCGUGCAAUGAAGGAGAAGGGUGGAAACAGGCCUAAGGGGUAAGAAUUGAUAUCAGUCUUUGGAAGAGGUGAAUAUAACCUAUUGUCAUCUCCAUAGAACAGAUGGGGAUACCAAAAUCAGAUGGGAAGAUCAUCUGUCCAUGAUCUCAUGGUUAGAAAGUGUACAAUUAUAGCUGACUGUUGACCAAAGUAGGGAGGACUACAUGAUAAGGGCUUAGAUCAGCCUGAGGAGCUCUGGCUUUAUCCAGAGAAGACUAAAGAGCACCCCUGGAAUGGCUUUGGGUAGGACAAUUGGGGAUCAGAUUUGUAUGUAAGAUAGUCUGACAGCUGCAUGGAGGGUGCAUUUGUGGGAAGUGAGAAUGGGGGUGGGUGUCCAGCUAGGAUGUUUGCUGUCUCCAGAUGGGACAUGGUGGAGGCCUUCACUUAAGCUUACAGCAGGGGAGCUGGGUGGAGGGAUAUGAAGUGUGAAGGACAGACUAGAUUUGAGGGUGAGAAAGAGGGAGGAGGCAGAAUGUGAGUGAGUAGGUGGUAGUACAGCAGGAAUAAGAAAUUGGGGGUUAGGAUUUAGAAUGCAAGACCAGUUUUGGACAUGUUGAGCUUAAAGUACCAACCAAGCAGAGAUAUCCAGUAGACAGUUGGAUGUACCUGGCCUUAAAGAGAGAUCAGGAGGUUUUAAGUUCAAGACUGGAUUUUCAUCAUAUGAGAAGGUAAUUCAACUUUUCAGGGAAAGGUGGAGGACAAAGAAUAGCCGCUAAGAAGCUUGACUUUAUAGGGAAUGAUAAGUGUUUGGUAAGAAACCUGGAAGGGAGUUGGGAUCUGCUACUUCUGGGAAGGCUAGAGCAGGACUCACCAAAGCAGAGGACAAAGGGCAUGGUCCUCACUGUAGCCAAAAGGCUGACCUUGGACUUACCAACUUAUUCCAUGGUGACCUUGAGGAUAUGACACAGUAGACCAGAGCCAGAUUGGAGGGUUGAGGACUGGAUACACUGGGGGGCAGUGGAGGCAAAGGGCAGAGAAAUCUGGAGGAUCUUGUUGGUUAGGGACAGGGCCAUAGCUAAAGGGGAGAUGGGAUUGAGUAAGCAUUGCAGUUCAACAGAGGUGAAGUUGGAAUUGAUCGCAAGAACUUUUCUAGGAAGCUGAGGGGAAAAAAAGGAAGAGAGACCCCAAAAUAGAAUAUGCAAAUAUGCAGAGAUGGGUAAAUUUUCUGAACAGAUCCCUUCUCCUGAUAUAACUCAAAUUUGGCUGGGCUGACAUGGGCUGGGCUGGCACAGCUUGCUGGGCACAUGGGCCCAGGUUCUGCUCCUCGCCUCAGCCCCAUCUGGCCUGGGCCCCAAACCAAGCAAACUCAGAUUCCUACCCUGAGGUGGCUUCUUGUUUCCUCUGCCCCAGGCCUUGGCAGUGAACUGUUAGUGAGGAUUUUAGGAAUUCAUUCAGGCCUCCCUCUGCUUCCCCAGACUUUUCCAACAUGUUGGACCCCCUCUGGCCCUGGGCCAGGGUUCAGUUCAGCUCAGCUGUGCCCCUGGUUCCCUUGGGCCCUGCCCAGUCUUAUUCCCAUAGGCCCUGCAGUUACUGGUGACACCKCGGCUUUCUCCAUGCUUGAAAUGGCUUUGCAGUACCCUGGGCAUUUGCCUCCCCUACCUUGGCAAAACUAGUUAACAGCAAUGCAGUACAAUAGUGCUCAUUUAUCACACAUCCUUUGUGCCAAGCAUUGAAAUAGGCACUUACAUGUGCCAUCUCAGUUGAUCCUCAUAACCAUCUUCAAAGGGAUAUGUUAUUACACCCCUGUACAGAUGAGUGCUUUUUGUUAGAAGAUGUCACUGACGGGAAAUGUCUUUCCAGGGUUUUGAUGAGUGUGUCAGCCAUGAUUUCAUCAAGGUAUCCACCUGGGGCCUUGURCUUUUCUGGCAGGCCAGAAAGUCACUCAGAGGUCUGAAGGGUCUGCUCACCACUCAUUCUGAAGUGGCAGCUCAGAUCUUGGAAGGGAAUUAGGCUUCUUAGAAUGACUAAACUUCAGGUCACUUUUCCACAGAUGACUUGACUUCUUGGAUCCUCUGAACCUGAGUUUUGUCCUAUUUGACAUUUCCCCUCAAUUUACAUAAGUGAAUAUUGACCCUGUGUACAUCAGAGAUGCCAAGUGCUCAGAACUGGGCUGGGGAAUAUUCUAGGUGGAAUCAGGAUCCGGACAGCAAGGCAACCCUAACUAGAGAGACAGCAGCAGGGAAAGUUCAGAAAACAAAUUGCUUUUAUGGAAGAAGGGGUUUCAUUUCUUCUCCUGGGUUCAGAUUCAAACUCAGAAUCUUUAAUUCAGCAUCCUAGAAAAUUGGAGAAUUGGACCAAAGAUGACCCUAGGUUUAUAGGAAAAGGAGAUAGCACCAUGGUGUCUAAACCUAAUCAGAGGCUUCCUAGGUGCUGGAAUCUGGAGUAAGAAGUCUGCCUUUUCAGCCUCUGUCAUAGGCGUUGUGUAUGACCUGAGGCCUGAUUUUUGGAAGGAAAGGACACAAAGUGGACUGCUUAGUGGCAGUUUGUUAAAUGACUAAUCAUGUCCUAGGAAUCAACCAGGAUUAGAGAGACUCCCAAGGAAAGUCCCAUGAGAGACUUAUUUGGAAAUGGGGUUAUAUACCCUGAAAAAGCAGAUUUAAAAGGAAAUGACUUAUAAAUCCUCAAAGGGCUGUAUGCCAGAAAGAGGGAUUAGACAUUGUGUAGUUUUAUUGGGCAGAGUUAGGACCACUGUUUGGAGUCUUAUAUUGGGAAAGAAAACUUUGGGUCAGAGCUACAGAAGAUGGGCAGGGCUGCUUGGUGAGGAAGCACACCAUCACUGGAAGCAGGUAGGCAGAAGCUGCAUGACUGCCAGAGAAGGGCUAUGGUGAGGGGCUCCCAGGUUGGACUGGAUGCCUCUGAGAACUACUUCCAAUUCCAAGAAUUGAGAUUCUUGGAUCAUUGCGUUCAUGAGAAAAAGUGAACUCUCUGUGAGAAAGCACCAGUCUGCAUGUCUACCUCCUCAGUGAAGUGGCCCUAGUAGGCCUAAGGAUCCAUCAGAGCUGGACGCUGGAUCAUUAACCCAUGGAGAUCACUUUGAAACAUACUGAAUUCAUCAUACAAGAGAAGAAAGUACAGAAGGUAGAAUGAGAAAAAUUUGUGUGUGGUUUAGAGAGGAGAUAGACCAGGAGAACUGCUGCUUUAGAUCCUGAGGCCUGGCCUGGGGCAGGAAAUUACCUAACUGGAAUUGGUGGCCAAGCCAGGACUUGACCUUUGGCCUCCCAGCCCCAUCUAGUCAGGAGAUGUUGUUUGGAUUCCACAUGACUUUCAUGGGAUUCUUCUCUGCCCUCAGGCCUCAGACACUGAGAAUAGAGGCUUAGAGAUGAAUUUGGGGCGUGGGAAUGAGGUGGAGGGAGGAGUUUGUCUUAGGAAGUUUGGGAGUAUCUACAUCUCCAAUACUUGGCUGUUCCAGAGUGGACACCAGGUGGCGCUCCCACCACAAGCCAAGUGCCAUCAGUAUUGGCUGAGUUUUGGCUAAGGGUACUGAGCUGUCCCCAACCUGUCAUGUUUUAGGUAAGCUGAAUGUUCUAAUGGAAAGAGAAGAGUCUGUCUUUUGUCUGCCAACCCCCUGUCCUCACUGAAUAUCCCUCUGUGGAUUUUUACUUGUUUUCCCUCUCAUUUAACUUGGCUGGCCUGACCCAGAUCUUAGCAAUUUAGAGUAGGGGCAAUCAAAUUAAAAUGUACCUAGAAAAUGACUAGGACAGAGAACAUAGAUGAAGGAAUGGGAUGCCCCUGGGAAGUGUAGACCCUUGGGGCUAAGCAAGCUGGUGGAAAUUGUGAGAAGCUCUCUUUUCAUAGGGGCUGAGUAAAUGCCUGAGAGGUGAUAGGCUCUGUGCUGGCUUAGGAGAAGGAGGCAGGUACUAAACGGAACACACUGGCAGAGGUUUGUAGGUGGGCAGAGCUCUUGGAGCGAAGUAUGGAUCCAGGGCCAUAUUAUUUAGAGUCAUGGGAAGGAAAGGACAGGAAUAUGCCUCCCCUUCAGAUUUUUCAAAUCCACAUCGGUUCUGAAGAGGAUUUCUCCACUUUCCUUGCUGGACCUAUUCUAAACCCCAGUGAAAUCUUCCAAAAGCUUUGCCAGGGGCAUUGGUAUCCUCUUUACCUUUUGAAUUAUUUGUCAGUAUUUUAAAACUGAUAGUUUCAAUAAAGAUUGAAUUUUCAUCUU